CGUAUACCUUCGUCGUUGAACGUAUGCCUUCGUCGUUGAACAUAUACCUUCGUCGAUGAACAUAUACCUUCGUCGUGGAACGCGUGCCUUCGUCAUUGAACGUGUGCUUUCGUCGUUGCAGAUCGCGGAGUUGAACACGUUCUUCUUGAAGCACAUCCUGGAGGUUCCGACGGGGCAUCCGCUCAGCGUCGGCCGCAUACUGCUCAUUGCGGCGAUCUCCGCGCCCUCGCUGCGCCAGUACUACACCUACGUGACGGACCCACACUGCAGCCGCGUCGGCACACAGUGCUGGGUGUUCUGCGCCGUCACUCUCACGGAGGCUCUCAUCUGCGUGAAGCUUGGUGCUGACUUGUUCGCUCUCACCGAGGCAACGAGCAUCGUCGGCUGGCUACUGUUCAUGAUGGCACUGAGCGUGAUCUGCGUGUACCUGUGUGUUGAGUACGCCAGGUGGCAGAAUGAGAGGCUCAGGCAGGCCGACGAGCGCGCGGAAGCAGCCGCCCGGGAGAGCUCGCCGAAGAAAUCUCGCAGCUUAAACUUCGUGCAGGAGUACGUCGACUCAAAUCCCGUGGAGAACGGCGAGCAGGGAAGCCCCGGUAAGGUCAAACGAAGGUCGAAGGCUGCGAAGGGAAAGACUGGAACGUGAUGGGCUCCGAAUCGCAGGGAAGCACUGAGUUGCUUGCUGCAAUCGUUACGGGGUUGUGUAGAGACAAGUGCAGACAAGUAGAGACAAGUUGGUUCACUAGCAGGCUGUUUCGGGGACACGUGGAAGAUCGUGAGCUGAGCUGUUAGUUGGAAGCGCAUGUCAGCGACGAUCAGAUGUUCGUAGAAGGUACGCUGACCCUUCACUAGUUAGCUAGCAUCCAAGUCUACUGCGUAAUCCUACUGCCCAAUCACAAAGUCACUCACGGCUGCAGUAACAUGUUAGCAAGAAGAUGUUGAGACUCGAGAGGUAGGGUAGCCUUGAAUUAGAGUGGUAAAAAACUACUGUAGGCAUGGUCUGCAGUGUGGCUUAAUUCUCGGUGCUCAACUUGGUGAGAAAAUUAUUGCUGUAUGUUUUGGAGAUGUAGGUAAUGUCAAAGGUGAGGAGUGUCCAUUGAAAUGUGGGAGUUGAUGGACGG
Molecule: messenger RNA, 1118 nt
Organism: Priapulus caudatus
Lineage: Eukaryota; Metazoa; Priapulida; Priapulimorpha; Priapulimorphida; Priapulidae
Product: phosphatidylserine synthase 1-like
Exons: 4
Coding region: 56-643 (195 amino acids)
Biological process (GO): phosphatidylserine biosynthetic process
Molecular function (GO): L-serine-phosphatidylethanolamine phosphatidyltransferase activity
Source: RefSeq, a predicted model, not a curated record